UUUACCGUCUGCUGUGGAUUUUACGGAUUUUAUCAAUUUUUGCUGUCUACUCACCUGUUGCCCGGAUAUACUGUUUUACCAUCUGUUUUGGAUUUUACCAUCUGCUUUGGAUUUUACAGCGCUGUCUGGAUAGCAUCUCUCCCUUCCUCUUCGGUCAGAAUGGCAUUCAGUUAUUCCAGCUCACAACUCCGCCGACUUAAUCCCGCAACUACUCCUGAAAUUAACAUCCCCAUCAUUAAAGAACUUGGACUCCUUCGCUGUCCUCGUUACACUCAUAGAGGCUCCGGUCGAAAGUUCAUCUUCUAUAACCAGCCAAAGUGCUCUGCUACCAAUAUUCCAUCUUUCUGGUCACCUGUCGCACGUUUGACGCGUCAUCAGAGCACCGGCACUCCAACUACUAUCAACUCUGGAAGUAUCGCGAGAUCUCUGCACUCCAGCAUGGGAAACACCCGAGCCAUUGAGAGAAACACCGUGAGAUCCUCAUAUCCCCAGCUGGAUUUAUUUUGUGGAGUGGAUUCUAAGCUGCGUGGAGUGGAUUUUAAUGUUUUACGACCUGUACAGAGAUUUACUCCACAGUCAUUGGUCAAAUUUGAACUGUUUAACUCUCAAUCCAUCAGCAAUAAAGCCACACUGAUUGAAGAACACAUCAGGGAGAAAGGACUUGACUUCAUGUGUCUGACAGAAACAUGGCACCAGUCAGAGGUUUACUCUGCCCUAAAUGAAGCCUGUCCACCUGGCUACAGUUACUUGGAGGUAGCUCGCAGCAUUGGGCGUGGUGGUGGCUUAGCUAUCAUCCACCGUCAGGAUUUGGGGUUGUCCCCUAUCUUGAUACCUGCAACAUCUUCCUGCGAGUGCCUUGCAUUUAAAUGUAAGCCCCCUUUUCCCAUGACUGUUCUCCUUAUCUACUGACCUCCAAAACCCAACUCUGCCUUCAUCCUGGAAAUGACUAAUCUUCUCACAACACUCUGUGCUACCUCUGCCAACAUCAUAAUCCUAGGAGAUAUAAAUAUUCAUGUUGACAAUCCCACAGGUUAUCUCACUGCUGAUUUCCUUGAGCUGCUAGAUUCUCUCAAUCUACAACAACAUGUCGAUGUCCCCACACAUUCCAGGGGUCACACACUUGACCUGGUCAUUUCAAAUUCUGUCCCAAUUAGUAACCUACAGGUAUAUGAUCUUGGUAUUUCAGACCACAAAGUAGUGUCAAUGGAGCUGCCCUUU
Molecule: messenger RNA, 1218 nt
Organism: Erpetoichthys calabaricus (reedfish)
Lineage: Eukaryota; Metazoa; Chordata; Cladistia; Polypteriformes; Polypteridae
Exons: 2
Coding region: 160-909 (249 amino acids)
Source: RefSeq, a predicted model, not a curated record